Molecule: messenger RNA, 1161 nt
Organism: Lineus longissimus
Lineage: Eukaryota; Metazoa; Nemertea; Pilidiophora; Heteronemertea; Lineidae
Product: peptidoglycan recognition protein-like
Exons: 3
Coding region: 114-686 (190 amino acids)
Biological process (GO): innate immune response; peptidoglycan catabolic process
Molecular function (GO): peptidoglycan binding; N-acetylmuramoyl-L-alanine amidase activity; zinc ion binding
Source: RefSeq, a predicted model, not a curated record
UCCAUUAUUCAGAGAAAGUCAUAAUCGUCCGCUAAUUCUGUAGUUGUGUCACCACAAGUUUCACAGAUUUAAAAGAACAACAACCUGUCUCCAAGGGGAGUGUUUUUUUCGUCAUGGGUUGCAUCGUGCUAGUUUUGGUGGCUAUUCUGACGGUCACUCUGAUCAAUGACUCCAACGCAUGUUAUGUAGUAUCCAGAAGCAGCUGGAGGGCACAGAAUCCGAAGUCCACGACAAGCCUGUCGACUCCAGUGAACAUGGUCGUGAUCCACCACACCGAUACACCAUCGUGCUCUUCGCAAUCGGCAUGCAAGGCCCGUGUCAGAAGUAUUCAGAACGACCACAUGUAUGGAAGGGCAAGACGCGGAUUGGAUAAUUUCGAUGAUAUCGGGUAUAAUUUCCUGGUUGGUGGAGAUGGAACAAUCUACGAGGGACGUGGAUGGCAACGGAUCGGUGCUCACGCUCGCGGAUACAACUCAAGGUCUAUUGGAAUCGCCUUCAUCGGAACCUUCUCUGGAAGCUCGCCAACGGUCAGUGCACAAAAUGCAGCUAAGGCCUUGAUAAGUUGCGGGGUUUCCGGUGGUUACGUGUCCUCCCGCUACACGCUGCGCGGGCACAAGGAUGUAGGUUCAACCCAAUGCCCUGGGAGCCGCCUUUAUAACAUCAUCAGACGCUGGGAUCGUUACUGAGCUCGCAAGUAGACAGCACAUUAAGUAACUACAUUGUAUUUGUAGAUUGUGGUCCUUGUGAUUCGAACACUUAUGGUACCAAGAUGGACAGCAAUCCGGUUCACCAGUUAGACUUCACUAACUUCACUAACUUCACUUCACUAACUUUUUCCUGAAUAUAAGAAUAUUCUGCUAAUUAGUCGUAUCAAUCUAUGAAAAACAUUUGAAAUAACUGCAACAAAGGUCUUUUUGCUGGAACUUGCUGAUUUGACCCCCCACAUAUUCUGCACGUGAAAUUUUUCAGCAAAUCCAAGACUGAUGAAAGGGUUAUUUUGGACAAUCGAGCGAAACCUGACUGAUAAAGAUAGUAUUGUUAGUGCCUUUAUUGUCAGAAAAAGUGCGAAAAAUAUUUUCUCCAAAUGUUAUUAGGUUCAUAAGUCAAUUCGACAAAUGUUCGCAUAUUCGAAAAAAUAAACGCUUCUAAAAAAAUGUUCAG